Messenger RNA from Saprolegnia diclina VS20, 1180 nucleotides. RefSeq lists its product as hypothetical. The transcript is spliced from 2 exons. The record is from RefSeq and is a predicted model, not a curated record. NCBI's taxonomy places the organism in Eukaryota, Oomycota, Saprolegniomycetes, Saprolegniales, Saprolegniaceae. Bases 1 to 1110 code for a protein of 369 amino acids. Gene Ontology annotation, molecular function: acid phosphatase activity.
AUGGCGGCAAGUACAAGUACACGUCGCCCAACUUCCACACGGCCAAGCUCUGCAACCUCCCGGCGGACACCAACCGCCGGCAAGAAGACCGUCCUCUCGGUCGUCGGUGACGUGGGCAUUGAACAUAUCCAGGACACGAUUGCCAACCUCGGUGCCGAGCUCAAGGGUACGACGCCGGAUGCGGUCAUCAUUGCGGGCGACUGGUCGUACGCCAACGGCUGCCACGAAGACUGGGACAAGUGGCUCGAGGCGACGCAGCCGCUCUUCUCCAAGACGCCGCUCCUCGGCAUCAACGGCAACCAUGAGGUCAUUGAGGGCGAUGGUGUCCUCUACGACCGCCCCGAGUGCGCGGCCGAGAUGUACACGGCGUACAGCAACCGCAUCGUGACGCCGAUCACGGACGAGGCCAACAAGGACCACCGCACGUGGUAUUCGGCCAACGUCGGCAACAUCCACGCUGUCUUCCUCGACGACUACACGGGUAUCCUCGGCGCCGACAACAUUGGCUCCGAGUAUUGGUUCACGCACCGCCAGGCGCAGCUCGACUGGCUCAAGACGGACCUCGCGGCCGUCAACCGCGAGACGACGCCGUUCGUCGUUGUCUUCAAGCAUAACCCGUACUACAACUCGUGGGGCAAGCACCAGUGCCAGUGCUCGUCGGUCAAGUUUGAGAUCCCGGACGUCGAGUCGUGCUGGAAGGGCAACUACUACAUGAACUCGACGGCCACCGGCGGCAAGCUCGGCGACGUCCGCGACGAACCGCACUGCGCACUCCAGGGCAAGAUCGAAGACAUUUACGCCAAGCACGGCGUCGACGCUGUCAUUGCCGGCCACGUGCACGCGUACGAGCGCACGGCGCCCAUCUACAAGAACAAGGUCACGGACGGUGCCCCGGUGUACUUUACCGUCGGUACCGGUGGCCACGGCCUCUACCAGGGCGCGAUCUCGCCGAUGCCCACGUGGUCCAAGUCGACGUCGAGCUCGCUCUACGGUGCGUCGCGCCUCGUCGCCGACAACGACAAGUUGACCAUCUACUACCGCGCAAACGGCGAAACCACGACCAUCUUUGACUCGGUCGAGAUCAAGAGCCGCGCCAAGCCCGCGUGCUAAGCCAUACUUUCGCAGCGUUCAUCAUAUCGCUAAGGUGGAUGGUAAUGCAGUGUCGUUGUUUGUUGAAAAG